AUUCCAGACAUGCGCAGUCCGUCCCUGCUGCCAGCAGCUUUGUUGCUGUUGCUACAUGCUACAUGCUACAUGCUAACUAGCACGCUCAGUAUUUCCUGCCUGUGACUGGACACAGCUAUGGACAUCGACGCGUUACUGGAGGCGUUUCAAGAUUUUGAGAAGAAAGGCAAGAAAGAGACCUGUCCUGAACUUGAGCAAUUCUUAUGUCAUGUUGCCAAGACAGGCCAGACAAUGAUCUCGUGGUCACAGUUCAAAACAUACUUUGUGUUUAAAUUGGAAAAAGUCAUGGAUGAUUUCCACACUUCAACGCCAGAGCAAAGAGCGCCACAUAAUCCUAAUGUAGACUACAUGCCCUUCGAAGACAUGAAGACGAGGAUCUUGAAAAUAGUGGAUGGUUACAAUGGAAUCCCAUUCACUAUCCAGCGUCUAUGUGAACUCCUUACGGACCCCAAACGCAACUACACUGGAACAGACAAGUUUCUCAUGGGCUUAGAGAAGAAUGUAAUGGUGGUCAGCAGUGUGUACCCCACAUCAGAGAAAAAUGGGGCAUCCAGUGUAAACAGAAUGAAUGGAGUGAUGUUUCCUGGUAACUCUUCUCUAUAUUCAGACAGUCGAAAUGUAAAUGGACCAGACACGCCAAAACCGCUCACCAGACCAAAGCUGUCAUUGUCGGCUUCGCUUUCCACCAACGGGCUCCCUGACUGUGCAGUCAGUAAAGAGCCAGAGGCAACCACAGAGGAGGUGGAGGAGCACCAUAUCCGUGAUUCCUCGCCGUCAGAGGGUGAAAUUGCACCAAACAGCGGGAUAAAGAACAAACACUCCGAGGAGGAGGAAGAGGAGGAGGAGGAUUCUGAUGCUGGCAAGCAUGAGGUCAAGAGGCUCAAGUUUGAUGAAAAAGAAGAGGACGAAACAGAAAGUGAAGAAAAGAAGUCGUCUUGUUGUAAAGGGUCAGAGAGCUCGUCAGAGACACCGGAUUCUUCAGAAGAAUCUUGUGACGCAGAGUACAAAAGUGCAACAUCUUGUGAUACACCGACUGUUUCAGAUGAUAAUGAGCCCAGCAGCACACAGACAGAACCUCCUGAAAGUGAGGAAGACUCGUCUGAGAAGGGGGAUGUCCACAGUGUGGAGAAGGACAACGCUGUGGAUCAACCCGAACAGCCUGCUCCGUCAGAGACGAGUAAAAGCUUUGAGCAGGAACAUGGAGAGAGCAGCAGCAGCAGCAGCAGCAGUGAUGGAGAGGGCCUACCAAGCGACAAGCAGGUCCCCUCUUCUAGUAGUUCACCUGACUUGUCAACAGAGGGCGACGCUGACAGUUCAAGCAGCGCAAAGACUGCAGUAGAGCCAGGGGAACAUGACUAACUGGAAGCCCAACCUGCCAACUGACUGUUUUUUACACUGUAUGAUACCACACCAAGGGUAUAUCUGUAGCACUGUGGACCUCUGGACUUCAGGACCAGGAGCGAUGUGAACCUCGAGAUCCCUCACAGAAGGAUCUUUUUUGUCCUCUUCAGUUUCAACUACUCAAGUCCACACACGUCUUUAAACUGGAAGGAAAUGAUUUCAAGAUUAUGGAGACUUUUUUUCACUGUUGACUAAAACAUUUUCUAAUCUUUUUUUCCUGAUUUUUAUAUGAGCGAUAUUAAUUUAACCUUGAUAACUGAUGUAUUCAGUAAUUUCAUUUUUAAGUCAUUUGGCAUGUAUUUCCAAAAAAAGAUACAUUUGACAAUUUGAGUUGUGUUUUGGCCUAUAAGCAUAGUUGUUUUGACCCAUGCCAUUAAGAAUGUGACACUUCACAGAUGUCUGUUUGCUUUUUCUAUGAAGCACAUAACAUAAUAAUGUAUUUCUUAUUAACAUUAUAUUGCACUUAUUUGCAUUUACCCCCUGAAGGAUGUGUAAAAUGUCACAGUUUUCCUUUGUCACUGUAUGAAGCCAAUAUAAACACACAGUAUUGCCAGUAGUAACCGGAUUUGGUUAGAUAGAAUAUUGGUUUGGCUCAAGGGAAGCCAUUUCUGCAUCAACGUCAGUCAACAGAACACAAGGUACUUUUACACUUUCUCUAGAUCAUACCUUAGUUGUACAAAAUGUCUCUUUUGAUAGCUUGGAUUUUUACAGUACGCAUCUGUAAAUCAGUUUUUGUAGACUUGUAAUACAUGUCCACUGCCUUCAUAAAUCUGAUGAUCGCUGGAAAUUGAAUGCUUGAGCUUGUAUCAUAGUAUUCAUGGAAAGCAAUAAAUGCUAAAAUUUAAA
Sebastes umbrosus (honeycomb rockfish) is the source of this 2247-nucleotide messenger RNA. Its product is annotated as serine/threonine-protein phosphatase 4 regulatory subunit 2-A-like. Gene Ontology annotation, cellular component: cytoplasm; nucleus; protein phosphatase 4 complex. The record is from RefSeq and is a predicted model, not a curated record. Lineage: Eukaryota; Metazoa; Chordata; Actinopteri; Perciformes; Sebastidae. Gene Ontology annotation, biological process: protein dephosphorylation. Gene Ontology annotation, molecular function: protein phosphatase regulator activity. The coding region runs from base 118 to 1359 and encodes 413 amino acids. The transcript is spliced from 9 exons.